Molecule: messenger RNA, 987 nt
Organism: Gallus gallus (chicken)
Lineage: Eukaryota; Metazoa; Chordata; Aves; Galliformes; Phasianidae
Gene: SOD1
Product: superoxide dismutase 1, soluble
Exons: 5
Coding region: 62-526 (154 amino acids)
Biological process (GO): removal of superoxide radicals
Cellular component (GO): cytosol; mitochondrion; nucleus
Molecular function (GO): superoxide dismutase activity; copper ion binding
Source: RefSeq, marked provisional
AGCCCUCGGGCGCUCGUAGGUGGUUGUAUUGCUGCGCGCCGUCUGCGGCUGCUGCGGGAACAUGGCGACGCUGAAGGCCGUGUGCGUGAUGAAGGGGGACGGCCCCGUGGAGGGGGUCAUCCACUUCCAGCAGCAGGGGAGCGGGCCAGUAAAGGUUACUGGAAAAAUUACUGGCUUGUCUGAUGGAGAUCAUGGCUUCCAUGUGCAUGAAUUUGGAGACAACACAAAUGGGUGUACCAGCGCAGGUGCUCACUUCAAUCCUGAAGGCAAGCAGCAUGGUGGACCAAAAGAUGCAGAUAGGCACGUGGGUGACCUCGGCAAUGUGACUGCAAAGGGAGGAGUGGCAGAAGUAGAAAUAGAAGAUUCUGUCAUUUCUCUUACCGGACCACACUGCAUCAUUGGCCGUACCAUGGUGGUCCAUGCAAAAAGUGAUGACCUGGGUAGAGGGGGAGAUAAUGAGAGCAAACUAACUGGAAAUGCUGGACCUCGUUUAGCUUGUGGUGUAAUUGGAAUAGCCAAGUGCUAACCGUUGUACCUGAAAUGCUUAAGAUGGCAGUGGGAAAUGAGCUGUAUUUCAUUGUGAUUGCUGUACUUGCUCUUCCGUGUGCAAGCAAAAGAUUUAUCACUUAAUCUCAUUACUACUCUGCGUUCUUGAGUAUCAGUUUAACUGGUGAAUACUGACAUAAUUUUGUAUUAUGUAUAUUGCAAUUAAAGUGUUACUAAUGGAAAAAAUCUCUGUAGUCUUCUGCUAAAGCAUCUGCUGUAACCAUUUGAAGUGCAGUCUUCACUAACUGAAACUCCUGUUCUGUGUAAUGGAAGAUGGUUGAUUGGGAUCACAUGCUGAACACCAAAGCUGCUCCUAUAUUAUGGGAUUUAGAAGAUGAGGAGUCUUAGGAGCUCCAGCAAGGCUACUCACCAAAUAGCAGUAGGCGGUUUGCAGCACUGUUUGUUUCAAACUUGAGUAAUAAAGUUGCUGGGCAAAACUUA